Messenger RNA from Silurus meridionalis, 2460 nucleotides. RefSeq lists its product as uncharacterized. NCBI's taxonomy places the organism in Eukaryota, Metazoa, Chordata, Actinopteri, Siluriformes, Siluridae. The transcript is spliced from 4 exons. Bases 1 to 945 code for a protein of 314 amino acids. The record is from RefSeq and is a predicted model, not a curated record.
AUGAACAGAACUAAAAAUCAUUUUUUGAGUGCAUCAUCACAUUCUGGAUUUUUGAAAUUGAGACUACGUAAUAUCCGCCGAAAGCUAGAAGCGGGUAAGCGUCGAUACAAAAAGCGCAAGGUAAGCUGUGACACUGGAUCUGGAACAGAUCAGGACCUGGACCAGGGGGAUAGCAGUGCGGCCAGUGAGUGGAUCACUUUGAUGAAAAGGCUUAGGCCCUCUUCAGAGAAUAUUCCUUCAAUCAAAUCUGCAAUGGAUCAGACGUAUUUGAGGCGUAGGUCAUGGAUAAUGAAGGGAACUCCAACAAUAGCUGAAAUCUUUGAUGAAUACCCACGCUUCUUGGAUAUGCCAAGUCUGCUGGAUGUCGAGUUUGGCAGAAUGACGAAUGGAAAGACGGAUCAGUUCCUCAGGCGAUGGGAGGCCAGCAUCAUUCCAAAGCUGAAAGCAGUGGCUGCCAUGGAAAGAAGUGAUGUGGCAUCUCUUAUAAAGGGAAUGGAAGACCAAACAGAUGAUGAGAAGUGCUACACGGCACUAGUUGUUCUCACACAUCUUCUCCCACCAUUACCUGGGAGUCGCUGCAGUGUUAAAUGUGCAAUUUCAUUCCAACUUGAUUUUUUACCGGCUGGAACCAGCAUUGCAUCCCUCUGCAGCAACUCAGAGACACCAAAGACUCAACCACAACUCAUCUGCAUCGGCAGUCUGAAGAGUACUACACGACAAUACAUAAUCAUCGCGAGAAACGACAGAGUGACCAUACCUGCAAGUGAGAGCCUGACAUGUGCUGUGGAUAAGCUCUUCAAGCUGUACUGGGUGUGCAAUGUGGCCUAUCCACCACAGCUGAGCUCCGUGUUUACUUUCUUUGAAUAUAUCUACGAUGUGACCAUUUCGACCAACAGGAAAGCCAAGGUACUAGAACUUAUUUCAAAACUUCAAGCCGCACAGUAAUUCCUGAAAAUGUACAUGUGUCCAAAGUGCCAGUAUCAACAAAAAUAAAUAAACUAAUUUGGCAUCUACGUGAAGUACAUGCAUUAUCAGAUGGACAGGACCUGACAAUUAUCUGCAGCCAAGAUGGCUGCCCAAGGACAUACCAUAACUUCAACUCAUUUACCAAACAUCUUCAUAGAGACCACCAGUCCACCACAACAAUGGACGAUGUGUCGUUUUAAGCCAGUGACCACAUUUCAUUGGAUAUGUCUGAGACAGGGAAAUCAAAUAUUAUGGAAACUCCAGAAUCAGACUCAGUUCCAUUUAAAACUGCCGUUCCUCCUGACUGUGUUGGCACGUUUUUGGCUAAAAUGUAUUCUUCAUCUAAUACAACUUUAAUGGAUAUAACAAGAAGUGUUACUUGUACACAAGAGGUACUAGAAAGGACUAUAGAAAAUCUACAACAUUCAACAACUACAUUGCUGAAUAAUUUACAGGUACCACUUGACAAUGAGUCUGUUCAGGCACUGAUGAGCGAGUUUGAAAAUGCUAAACAUGUGUUUAAAGAUGUAGACACGCCUUUCAAAAUGAAAAAAUACUUUUCAGAGAACUUUGAUCUUGUGAAGCCAAAAUAAAUAUUUCUUGGUCAUAGGGCAGACACUGCAAGAAAACAAGGACAAGUUAAACAAGUGUUGGCUGCAGACACGUUUCAGUAUAUAUCAGUAAUUGAGACUAUUAAAUUUUUAUUUACUAAUGACCAAAUGCAAAAUGUUUACCUUCAGAAUAAGCAGAAAACCGAUGGGAAAAUGCAAAACUAUUGUGAUGGCUCUCAUUUUUCUUCUCAUUCCUUGUUUGGAGCAUGUCCUCAAGCCCUCCAAAUACAGUUGUAUUUUGAUGAUGUAGAAACUACAAACCCUUUGGGGACCAAAACAAAAAUUCACAAGAUGGGUGCUGUUUAUUUUAGCUUAAAAAAUCUACCACCAGAAUAUAACUCAUCUCUUUCAAAUAUUCACUUAUGUCUUCUGUUCAAUUCUUUGGACAGAGAGGUAUAUGGCUUUACUAAGAUUUUGGAGCCACUGAUACAGGACAUCAAAUUCCUUGAAAGUACGGGUCUACAGGUUGAGAUUCAAGGACAAAAUCAUCACCUAUAUGGAUCAAUCUGUGUUUUGACUGCAGACAAUUUAGCAAUACAUUCCUUAUGUGGAUAUUUAGAGAGCUUUUCAGCUAACAAGUUUUGUCACUUUUGCAUGGUUGACAAAACAGUUGCUCAGACUGUUUUUGAUGAAGACAAAGUUGAGAAGCGCACCAGAGAAAAUUAUCAGCAGCAUGUCAGACUUAAUGAUCCAAGCUUGACCGGGAUUAAAGAGAACUCCUCUUUAAAUAAGCUCCAGUAUUUUCACGUUACAGAGAACACAUGCGUUGACAUUAUGCAUGACAUCCUUGAGGGUGUAGCUCCCUUGGAGGUUAGACUAAUAUUACGCCAUUUCAUUUACGAAGAACAGCUUUUUAGCUUUGAAAAGUUGAAUCACAGAAUUU